Effrenium voratum is the source of this 2208-nucleotide messenger RNA. The record is from the annotation of a GenBank genome assembly. Lineage: Eukaryota; Dinophyceae; Suessiales; Symbiodiniaceae.
AGCUGUGUUCAGCAGCGAGUCAACCAUGGGAGCGGGCAAGUAUUUCGCGGCGGAUGCUGUGCUGCAGCCGCACAGUUUGUGCAAUACUGAUUCUCCAUGUACAAGGUAUCCGAGAAGAUGUGCAUCUGGAAGUUGUAGAUGCGCCAGCGCUUCAGCCGCGCAAGGCGCAGCAUAAAGAGCCAGGCCAUGACCAUGGCCACCAUGGCCACCAUGGCCACCAUGGCCACCAUGGGCACCAUGGGCACCAUGGGCACCAUGGGCACCAUGGGCACCAUGGGCACCACGGCCACGGCGAAGUCUCCGAAGGAGACCUCAAUAAUGCCUUGGGCCUGCUGGUCACAGCAGUGAUGGUGCCAUCGGUGGUGUACAUGGCACUUACAGAGGGUGCUGUCGCCGUGAUGACGUUGAAGAUGAUCGAUGUCUUCGUGUCCAUUUUUCUGGCGGUGCUUUGGUACAGCGUUUGGGCCCAGGCCCUUGACACCUUUGGGGUGCUAGACAACGGCUGUGCAAUCGUCAACACGAUCAUGUCUGUUAUCGCCGUGGUCUUUCUCUAUGCGGCUGCCAACCGAAUCGCGUUCUAUCUGCGGGGCACGAAGACUCCCUUGAUCACCUUUGGCUCUUGCGCAGGCCACUUCAUAGCGUUCGCAGGCAUCGGCAUGUGCAACAUGGCGCAGUUCCAGCUCAGCAAAUAUCCUGGCAACUCCAUCCCUAUCACGGGCUCCUUUCUCUUUUGCGUGGGCAUCGUUGUGGUCUUUGUUUGCGUUUCCCUUGUGAACAACAAGGUUUGGCUUGGAGCCGUGGAGCAUCACUUGCUGCGAGAGGUGCUACAAGAAAUGGAGCUUGACAUCAUUGGCCUCGUGCUGACCUACUGUGUAACUCAAGCCUUUCGGCACCUCGUUGCAGGCGUCUUCCCGCCUUUGGAGGAGCACCAAGCCAAGGAGCAUCUGGCCGAAGUGCCGCACGUCGGCGUGGAACUGGCUGCUUGGCUCGUCAGCUGGGUGGUGAUAGGCUGCGUUUUGCUGCCUCGCGUCCACACCUUUUGCCACAAUCACAGCAUCAUUCACCUUGUCAAGGUCUCCGUCAUUAUGCUUGUUGCAUGGUCCUACUUGGAGUACUUCGACUGGUUCUUCGAGACAUACGGCCACACGGAGGGCAGCUUCGGGCACACACUUUUUGCAACUCUUACAACCUUCGCGGCCCUGACGCUCUUGCAGCUGAUGGCUUUCGUGGAUAGCAGAGGAUGGUCCAAAGACUUCCGCGAGACGCGAAACAUAGGCAUCACAGGCGUCGCACUCACGGCGGCAUGGAGCUGGGAACAUUGCUACAAGGAAGCCUUUGACGUCGUCGGAGAGCGUUACCAGGUGGGCUACAAAGGCCUGGUGCCAAAGCUCUUCUUGGCGCUGGUGCUUCCUUGCUUCAUGCUGCCGCCGUACGUCAUGCACAUCAAGACCCGAGUUAUUCGCAAUGAGGAGGCAGAAGCUGAGGACAUGCUGGACGCAGGCCACAAAAACGCAGAUGAAGUCGAAGAUCUGCAAGGCCGCGAAGACUCUAAGGGCCACGAAGACUCUGUGGAGGAGGGCGCAGGCACUCCGCUAGGGCUGCGGGGCAAGAGCAUGAACACAGGCAACCGCUCAGGCCACAAAGACUCGAAUGAGGGCGCCGCGCUUGCUGGGCUGCGGCAGAGCAUAACCACAGGUCACGAAGACUCUGUGGAGGAGGGCGCAGGCCACAAAGACUCGAAUGAGGGCGCCGCGCUUGCUGGGCUGCGGCAGAGCAUAACCACAGGCCACGAAGACUCUGUGGAGGAGGGCGCAGGCCACAAAGACUCGAAUGAGGGCGCCGCGCUUGCUGGGCUGCGGCAGAGCAUAACCACAGGCCACGAAGACUCUGUGGAGGAGGGCGCAGGCCACAAAGACUCGAAUGAGGGCGCCGCGCUUGCUGGGCUGCGGCAGAGCAUAACCACAGGCCACGAAGACUCUGUGAAGGAGGGCGCAGGCCACAAAGACUCGAAUGAGGGCGCCGCGCUUGCUGGGCUGCGGCAGAGCAUAACCACAGGCCACGAAGACUCUGUGGAGGGCGCAGGUCAGAAAGAACAGCCAUCUCACGCCGCAGGCCCAGCGACAGCAGCGAGCUAGCGCCUGCAGCUACGGCAGUAGUAGAUGGGGUUUGCUGGCUUGGGUAGUCUCACUCCCUGAGUUCUUGGACGUU